ACCAGAUCUGGCAGGUAACGAAAUAGCCGUGGGUAACAGUAGCUGGCCGUGGGGGUCGAGACCUCCCACCAGCACCGCCCUUACCAACACCACCUCCGUCACCACCCUCAGACCCACCAAACGAAGGAAGAAGAAGAAACGCAGGAAGGAGAAACACAAGGACAGACAGAGACGCAGGAGAAGGAAGCACAAGGCGACGCGGCUUAGAAACAGAAGAAGGAAAGAAAGGAGAAGACGCAGGUUUAGGAAAAAUAAGGAAAGAAGAAGGAAAAAGAUGUCAACAACAGCGAACACCACUACCACAACAACAACAAUGGCGCCUGGAAGCUGAUUCUCUGUCUUUAUCUGUUGACCUUCUUUUUUUUUUUGGCUCGAAUUCGUGAUCGAUCGCUCUUUGGGGAGUGUAACUGAAAGACAAACAGACAGACAGGCAGGGAUCUCACUAACGAAGAGACAAGUGAGUGAUCGAUCUAAAUCCGAAUAGAGAAGUGCCUCAACAUAGCGGCUAAGUGCUCCCCCUCCCCUUCGCCUGACACUGUAUAUAUAGCCCAUCUUCGCCCACUAAUUUAUUCUGUGUUUUGACGUUCCUAGCAGUGAGUGUGAGGCGCUGUAGACCUGAGCACUCUUCAGACUUCUCUCUCACGUCCGUACCAUAAAAUAAAUACAGGGUGUCUAUAAAUAAUUCACCCGAUUAUGAAGCUCAAUAAAAACUUUACUGUAAAAUAUAUCAUAAAACAGUUUGGUGCAGUUAAUAAAGGAACUCAGGUAAUCUUUUGAUAUGUAUUUGUGCACACAUAACUGGACCUCAGUAAACCUCCAGAUGGGCCCUUUGGUAGCACGUAGAAUAUCAAGACGGCAGCUGAUUUCAUUCCAGGUGUUCUGAAGCAUUUCUAGCGUGAUGGAAGCCAGGGCCUCUUCAAUCCGGAGUCUUAACUCUGUGAUGUUAUUAAUCCUUUUCUCAUACAACUUGUCCUUGACGUAGCCCCAUAAAAAGGAUUCCAUAGGCAUGAUGUCCGGGGAACGAGGAGGCCACGGAACGGGACCACCGCGCCCGAUCCAACGAGUAGGGAAGUUUUCAUCGAGGAAAUCACGCACUUGUGUGGUGGUGCACCAUCUUGCUUAAAGAACACAUGGGGCUGCAUACCUUCCAGCUGAGGUACAGCAUAAAAGUCAAGCAUAUCUACAGUAUGUGAGUGGCAGAGUUCACAGUGUUCUCAUGGAAGCAAAAUGGUUCAAUCACACGAUUGUAUGAGAGUGCGCACCAAACGUUUAUUUUGGGACUAUCAAGCUCGUGUUCAGAAACGAAAGAUAGUUUUCUGAUCCCCAUACACGGCAACUGUGUCUUUUGAGCUUUACAAGACAGGUGAAAUGUUGAUUCAGACAUUAUUAAAAAAUAUGCUGUACUGUCACAAUUCACGUUGAUAGCAGUCCUGCCAAAUACAUGUCAAACGAUUACCCGAGUUGUUUUCUUGCAGCAAGCCGCUUUAUGAUAUCUUGUACAAUAAUUUUUUUUAUUGAGCUCCAUAAUCAGGUGAAUAAAUUAUCAACACCUCGCCAGACUCCUGCCCGCAGUAACUAUCUUAUUCUGGUGCGGGUGUGAGUAUGUUGAGUCAGCCACCCAUGAGUCUUUUGUGAGUCUUCUGUGAGUCUUAUUAGAAUUUCAUAUGACUCUCCUGUAAAGUCUCAAAUGAAUCUUCUGUAAGUCUCUUAUAAGUCUCCUAUAAGUCUUCUGUGAGUCUCCUGUGAGAUUUCUGUGAGUCUCAGUCCCACAUAGACUCCAAAGUAAGAUUAACAAUAUGAACAUAGUACUCACAAUAUUCUGUACAGUAGAGAGAAGAGUCUUAGUGUGUACAUAUACCUAUAUAAUAUACCUUUUGGGAGCCUCCAUUCUCCUGUGAGAGUCUUCUGUGAGUAACCUGUAAGAGUCUCCUGUGAGAGUCUUCUGUGAGUAACCUGUAAGAGUCUCCUGUGAGAGUCUUCUAUGAGUAACCUGUAAGAGUCUCCUGUGAGAGUCUUCUAUGAGUAACCUGUAAGAGUCUCCUGUGAGAGUUUUCUGUGAGUAACCUGUAAGAGUCUCCUGUGAGAGUCUUCUAUGAGUAACCUGUAAGAGUCUCCUGUGAGAGUCUUCUGUGAGUAACCUGAAAGAGUCUCCUGUGAGAGUCUUCUGUGUUUAACCUAUAAGAGUCUUCUGUGAGUAACCUGUAAGAGUCUCCUGUGAGAGUCCUCUAUGAGUAACCUGUAAGAGUCUCCUGUGAGAGUCUUCUGUGUGUAACCUAUAAGAAUCUCCUGUAAGAGUCUCCUGUAAGAGUCUCCUGUAAGUCUCGUGUAAGAGUCUCCUGUAGAAGUCUCCUGUAAGAGUCUCCUGUAUGUCUCGUGUAAGAGUCUCCUUUAAGAGUCUCCUGUAAGA
Messenger RNA from Homarus americanus (American lobster), 2407 nucleotides. RefSeq names its product R-spondin-1-like. NCBI's taxonomy places the organism in Eukaryota, Metazoa, Arthropoda, Malacostraca, Decapoda, Nephropidae. The record is from RefSeq and is a predicted model, not a curated record.